AUGAAUCGCGUAUUUCAAACCGCCGGCAAAGAACCAGGCCUACAAGUGUGGCGCGUCGAAGAUUUCGAAUUGAAUCUGAUCAGCAAAUCGCAGCACGGAAGUUUCUACAACGGAGAUUGUUAUUUGGUUCUGUGCACGAAGCGCUCUGGAAACUCGUUAAUUUAUGAUCUGCACUUUUGGAUCGGUUCGCAAUCUUCGCAAGACGAGCAAGGCGCUGCUGCUGCUCUGACGACUCAGCUGGACGACUAUCUCCGUGGCUUGCCGACUCAGCAUCGCGAGUGUGAAGGCGCCGAGUCCAAAGCCUUCCGCGGCUAUUUCAAGGGAUCGUUGAUCAUCAAAGAGGGCGGCGUCAAAUCUGGCUUCAACCACGUCGAGACGAACCACUACGCGAUCCGGCGACUGCUCCACGUCAAAGGAAAGAAACAUGUUCACGCGCGCGAGGUGCCGCUGUCGUGGAACUCGAUGAACGACGGCGACGUCUUCAUCCUCGACGUCGGCCAGGGACUGAUCCAGUGGAACGCGCCCAAGUCCAAUCGCCAGGAGCGCUUGAAGGCUGCUGAGCUCGCUCGUAACAUCAGAGAUCGCGAGCGCGGUGGAAGAAUUCCAAUCGUCACGAUCGACGCUGGCGAAGAAGCAGACUACCCUCAAUGCCAAGAAAUCAUCUUCAAGCUCCUUGGACCAAAGCCGGACAAACUCCACAAAGCCCGGCCCGACGACGCAGUAGACAGAAAAGCAGCCUCGGAGAUCAAGCUCUACCACGUUUCAAGCGCGUCGGGGCAAUUGGUCGUGACGGAAAUUGGAGAGCGACCCCUCGUGCAGAAGAUGUUGGAUCACAACGAUUGUUACUGCGUGGAUCUCGGAGGUCAGCAGAUUUUUGUUUGGAAAGGACGCGGCGCCACGGCAGAGGAGAAGUCCGGCGUGCUUUCAAAGGCGACUAAGUACAUCGAGGCGCGCGGGUACCCCAAAACUACGCCCCUCGAAAUCGUCAACGAUGGUUCCGAAAGCGCCCUUUUCAGAUCCGUCUUUCAAACCUGGAAGGAUCCCUACGCCGUCUCCAGCCCACAGGCUCCUUCGCCCAAAUCGUACUCCAGCUCGAACAUUUCCAAAGUCAAGGCGACCAAAUUCGACGUCGAAUCAAUGCACGAAAAGCCCGGCGUCGCCGCCAAACACCGCAUGGUCGACGAUGGCACCGGCCAAGUCGACGUCUAUCGCGUCGAAAACAACUCGCUCGCCGAAGUCGCCGAAAAUCAACGAGGAAUUUUCUACGGCGGCGAUUGCUACAUUGUUUUCUACACUUACAUGACCGGAAACGUUCCCAAUUACAUAAUUUACAUCUGGCAGGGUCGCCACGCCGGACAGGACGAAGUCACUGCCUCCGCUUAUCUAGCCGUCGUCUUGGACAGGCAGUUCAACGACGAGCCCACCCAAGUUCUCGUCACAAUGGGAAAAGAACCAAUGCACUUCAUGGCGAUGUUCAAGGGCAAAAUGCUGGUUUACGAAGGUGGCACUGGCCGAAAUCAGGUGGAAGCAUACAGCGCGCCAAUACAGUUAUUCCAAGUUCGCGGGACAGAAGAGUGGUCGACCAAAGCCUUCGAAGUUCCACCGACAGCCUCGAGCUUGAACUCGAACGAUGUCUUCGUUCUUCUAUCAAAAAGAACAAACAGCGCUUUCUUGUGGUUCGGGCGGGGUUGCAGCGGCGAUGAGCGAGAAAUGGGCCGUCUUGUUGCGCAGCGAUUGACUGGCGAAAUCGAGGUUGAAAUCAUCGCGGAAGGACAAGAGACCCAUCAAUUCUGGGCCGAGCUGGGCGGCCAAGCAGAAUACGCAUCCGGCAAAGAGUUCCAGGACGACGGAUGUUUCGAGCCUCGCUUGUUCGAGUGCUCGAAUGCCAGUGGCACUUUCAUCUGCGACGAGGUUCUCCACUUUUCGCAAACUGAUUUGGACACCGAAGAUGUCAUGCUACUAGACACUUGGUCGCAGGUCUUUAUUUGGGUCGGAGCGGGAGCUCUCAAGGAGGAAAAAGAACAAGCCAUCGUUGCAGCGUACGAGUAUUUGAACACCGAUCCAGCUGGGCGGGAUCCAGCAACCAACAUCGUUCUCGUGAAACAAGGAAGAGAACCGCCAACUUUCACCGGCUGGUUUAUGGCCUGGGACCCGAACAUGUGGAGCGAGGGAAAAACUUACGAGCAGAUUAAAGCUGAGAUGGGAUCAGACGAUCUUUUCCGGUCCAUAACGCUGGAGGAUUUAAGUACUGGCGAAGCUAGCGAGAAAGUAGAAGGAGGCGGAAUAGACUUACUAAACCUUAUCCCCGUGCUUGACGGCGGCGCCACCCGCUUCUUGUCCUACGAAGAACUGGUCAAUCUGAGUCCAGAUGAAGCAUUUGGAAUCGACAUUACUGCCAAAGAAGCUCACUUGACAGACGACGACUUCGUUGCCGUUUUCCAAAUGACCAAAAGCGAGUUCAAAUUGUUGCCCAAAUGGAAGCAAAAUAACCUCAAGAAACAAAUGCGCCUUUUCUAA
Messenger RNA from Oikopleura dioica, 2517 nucleotides. The record is from the annotation of a GenBank genome assembly. NCBI's taxonomy places the organism in Eukaryota, Metazoa, Chordata, Appendicularia, Copelata, Oikopleuridae.